Molecule: messenger RNA, 5832 nt
Organism: Trichoplusia ni (cabbage looper)
Lineage: Eukaryota; Metazoa; Arthropoda; Insecta; Lepidoptera; Noctuidae
Gene: na
Product: sodium leak channel non-selective protein
Exons: 35
Coding region: 242-5512 (1756 amino acids)
Biological process (GO): transmembrane transport; monoatomic ion transport
Cellular component (GO): membrane
Molecular function (GO): monoatomic cation channel activity
Source: RefSeq, a predicted model, not a curated record
CCUGCCCAACGAAAUCAAAAUAAUCGAUAAAGUCAGGCAGUUUUAUUCGUACAGCAAACUUUUCAGUUUUUCCACUUGAAAUAAUUUCCUUUAGCAACAAUACUUUCUAAUAAACCUAGUUAACAAUAUUAUGUUAACUAUCUUUUCGGGCAUUAAGUCGAAACUAUUUCUGGUUUCGAAGUUCGGCUUAUAGCCGACAUUUAUUUAACGCAAGAUUUCAAAUAAAAUAAUUAUUAAGUUCAUGAAAAUGUUGGGUCGAAAACAAAGCCUAAAAGGGGAACCGGUACUAGCAGACUAUGGCCCCGAAGAAUCCCUAAACGAAAGUGCCGACAUAGAAUGGGUUAAUAAGUUAUGGGUUAGAAGAAUAUUAAGAUUAUGUGCUUUAUUAAGUUUAAUGUCAGUUUCUUUAAAUACUCCAAAAUCCUUUGAAAAAUAUCCAUAUUUACAAACUAUAACAUUUGCAGUGGAUUGUUGUGUUACUCUUCUAUUUACUGCAGAAAUGAUAGCCAAAAUGCACAUAAGAGGAAUAUUAAAGGGAGAUGUAGCAUACCUGAAAGAUCACUGGUGCCAAUUUGAUGCUUCUAUGGUAUUUUUUCUAUGGGUGUCAGUUUUAUUGCAAAUGUUUGAAUUGACUGGUAUAGUGCCAAGAUAUAGUUAUUUAAGUAUUUUACGGGCACCCAGACCUUUAAUAAUGAUUAGGUUUUUAAGAGUAUUUUUGAAAUUCUCUAUGCCAAAAUCUAGAAUCAACCAAAUAUUCAAGCGGUCAAGUCAACAAAUCUAUAAUGUGACCCUCUUCUUCUUGUUCUUCAUGUCACUGUAUAGCUUGCUAGGAGUACAGUUCUUUGGAGAAUUAACACACCACUGUGUCAGGAACUACACAGAUCCAUAUCAAAUAACCAUAAACUCAUUAGCCAUCCCUGAUACAUUCUGCUCUCCUGACCCUGGCUCAGGCUAUCAGUGUCCUCCAGGCAUGAAAUGCAUGAAACUACAUUUAUCAAAAUACAUCAUGGGUUUUAAUGGCUUUGAGGAAUUCACAACCAGCUUGUUUACUGUCUACCAAGCCUCUUCACAGGAAGGUUGGGUUUUCAUAAUGUAUAGAGCUAUUGAUUCAUUACCUACUUGGAGAUCAGCUUUAUACUUCAGUACUAUGAUAUUUUUUCUGGCCUGGCUAGUAAAGAAUGUUUUCAUAGCUGUAAUCACUGAAACAUUCAAUGAAAUAAGAGUGCAGUUCCAACAAAUGUGGGGGGUAAGGAACCCCAUUACAAAAGGUAGCACAACACAGUUCUUUACAGGAGAUGAUAAUGGAUGGAAACUGGUUACCAUUGAUGAAAACAAACAUUCAGGAAGUGCACCAGAAAUAUUUCACAGAUUACUAAGAUCUGCAUAUUUUCGCUUAUUAGUCAUGGGGGUUGUAUUAGCUAAUGGCAUAAUAACAGCAACUAUGAAUUUCAAACAUGAUGACAAUCCAAGAGAGUUUUUUUACGAAAAAUAUUAUUACAUAGAGAUUGCAUUUACAAUAUUUCUGGAUUUGGAAGCACUAAUAAAGAUUUGGUGUUUGGGGCUAAAGGGUUACUUCAAGCACUCAGUCCAUAAGUUUGAGUUGCUUUUGGCUAUUGGGACAACAAUCCAUAUUAUACCCCAACUUUACAUGUCAGGUUUUACAUAUUUCCAGGUACUUCGAAUAGUGAGGCUAAUAAAAGCGUCGCCACUAUUAGAAGGAUUUGUCUACAAAAUCUUUGGACCAGGAAAGAAAUUAGGAAGCUUGAUUAUUUUUACUAUGUGCUUACUUAUCAUCAGUUCUUCUAUUUCAAUGCAGCUGUUUUGCUUUCUAUGUGAAUUUACAAAAUUUGAAACUUUCGAUGAGGCAUUCAUGUCUAUGUUUCAAAUCCUUACUCAAGAAGCCUGGGUCGAGGUCAUGGAUGAGACUAUGGUUCGAACAAGUCAAACAUUGACACCUCUGGUUGCCAUUUACUUCAUAUUAUACCACUUGUUUGUCACUUUGAUUGUAUUGUCGCUUUUCGUAGCCGUCAUUUUAGACAAUUUGGAGCUCGAUGAGGAUAUAAAAAAACUAAAACAGCUUAGAUACCGCCAGCAAAGUGCUGAAAUUAAAGAAAGCCUACCAUUCAGACUGAGAAUAUUCGAAAAGUUUCCUGACAGCCCUCAGAUGACAAAGUUACAUAAAGUUCCAGGGGAUUUCAAUCUACCAAAGGUCCGAGAGUCGUUCAUGCGUCAGUUCGUGUGCGAGGUGGACGGCGAGGAGGAGGUGGGCGUGACGGGCGGCGGCGGCGACGUGUCGCGGCGCGCCUUCGAGUACAUCGGCGUCGCCAAGAUCGCCUUCCCCUACCGCAAGCGCUGCCUCGUCAAGACGCUGGUCGUGGCGCCGCCCUCGCAGCGGCCCAGCUCUGCGCUUAGGAGACAUGUCGUCAGCUCUAUCAUUGAAGACUCGAACAAUCAUAGGCCUCUACUCGGCGAUUCGGCCAUGCUAGCGACCGGGGGCAAAUCGGGCCUUAAGCCGCAGGGAACAAUUUCUAGUGCAAAACAACUGCGCGUCGAUCAAAAGAAGUUCGGCUCGCGCUCCAUCCGGCGGUCGGUGCGCAGCGGCUCCAUCAAGCUGAAGCAGACGUACGAGCACCUGCUGGAGAACGGCGACAUCGGGGCCGCCUCGCGCGUCGUGCCCUCCUCGCGCGCGCGCCCGCCCUACCUCGACAUCCGCCUGCUGCAGGCCAAGCGCCAGCAGGCCGAGAUGAGGAGGAAUCAAAGAGAAGAGGACUUACGCGAGAACCACCCCUUAUUCGACACGCCAUUGUUGAUAGUACCGAGAGAGUCCCGCUUCAGGAAGAUAUGUCGCGCCAUCGUAGACGCGCGAUACGACGCCCGACUAAGAGACCCUGUAACUGGCAAUGAAAGAAAAGUGCAUUACAAAAGUUUUCAUAACUUCCUUGGCCUAGUAACAUAUAUGGACUGGGUGAUGAUCAUGGUCACCACCCUAUCUUGCUUGUCGAUGAUGUUUGAAACACCUACGUAUAGAGUUAUGGAGAACUUUGUACUGCAGAUCGCCGAGUAUGGAUUCGUCGUCUUCAUGAGCUUGGAGCUGGCGCUUAAAAUUCUUGCGGAUGGCUUGUUUUUCACGCCGAAAGCCUAUCUCAAAGAUGCAGCUGCAGUACUUGAUGUUUUCAUCUACAUUGUGUCGCUGACGUUCCUGUGCUGGAUGCCGCUGCGCGUGCCGCCGGGCUCGGCCGCGCAGAUGCUGAUGAUCCUGCGCUGCGUGCGGCCGCUCCGGAUCUUCACGCUCGUGCCGCACAUGCGCAAGGUCGUCUACGAGCUCUGCAGAGGGUUCAAAGAGAUAUUAUUGGUAUCUACACUGCUGAUCUUAUUGAUGUUUGUGUUUGCAAGUUAUGGUGUCCAGUUAUAUGGUGGCAGGCUGGCAAGAUGUAAUGACCCUACUAUAACAAGGCGUGAAGAUUGCGUCGGUGUAUUUAUGCGUCGCGUGUUCGUUACAAAAAUGAAGAUAAGACCAGGACCAAAUGAGACAUUCCCAUCUAUGCUUGUACCCAGAGUAUGGGCCAAUCCGAAACGAUUUAACUUUGAUAACAUUGGAGAUGCCCUUCUAACAUUAUUUGAAGUGCUUUCAUUCAAAGGCUGGUUGGAUGUUAGAGAUGUAUUGAUCAAAGCUCUGGGACCGGUCCAUGCUAUCUACAUACACGUUUACAUAUUUUUGGGCUGUAUGAUUGGAUUAACCUUGUUCGUCGGUGUAGUGAUUGCUAAUUACUCAGAAAACAAGGGAACUGCUCUAUUAACUGUUGAUCAGCGGCGUUGGUGUGACCUUAAGAAGAGAUUGAAAAUCGCUCAGCCCCUGCACUUGCCCCCUCGCCCGAACAAACGUAAAGUCCGCGCUUUCGCAUAUGACGUGACACAGAACUUGAGCUUCAAACGAGUCAUCGCCAUCGUAGUUUUGAUCAACAGUGGGCUUUUGGCAGUAACGUGGUCUCGCUACUCGCCGUACACCGAGCAGCUGGCACUGACAUCAGCGCUCCUGACGCUGGUGUUCGUGGUGGAAGUGCUACUCAAGACCAUCGCUUUCACGCCGCGCGGCUACUGGCAGAGCCGCCGGAACCGAUACGACCUCCUUGUCACCGUCGCUGGCUGUAUAUGGAUAUUCAUGCAUUUUACUUUAAUGAACGACCUGUCAUAUUUCGUUGGGUUCAUGGUGGUUAUUCUUCGUUUCUUCACCAUCACUGGCAAGCACACGACCUUAAAGAUGUUAAUGCUGACCGUCGGAGUGAGCGUCUGCAAGAGUUUCUUCAUUAUAUUCGGCAUGUUUCUGCUCGUUUUCUUCUAUGCCCUGGCCGGCACCAUAGUAUUUGGUAAUGUGAAAUACGGCGAAGGGAUUGGAAGGAGAGCGAACUUCAACUCGCCGAUCCACAGCGUGGCCAUGCUGUUCCGCAUAGUGACGGGCGAGGACUGGAACAAGAUCAUGCACGACUGUAUGGUGGCGCCGCCCUACUGCACGCCCGCCGAUAACUACUGGGAGACCGACUGCGGGAACUUCACCGCCUCACUCGCAUACUUCUGUACCUUUUACGUUAUCAUCACGUAUAUUGUUCUAAAUCUACUUGUGGCUAUUAUCAUGGAGAACUUUUCGUUAUUCUAUUCAAACGAAGAAGAUGCCCUACUAUCGUACGCUGAUAUCAGGAAUUUCCAAAACACGUGGAAUGUCGUUGAUGUACACCAAAAAGGUGUCAUACCAGUCAGGAAGGUCAAGUUUAUACUGCGCCUCCUCAAAGGCCGUCUAGAAUGCGACACGCACAAAGAGCGGCUGUUGUUCAAAUACAUGUGCUACGAACUGGAGCGACUACAUAAUGGGGAAGAUGUCACCUUCCACGAUGUCAUCAACAUGCUAUCGUACCGUACGGUGGAUAUUCGUAAGUCACUGCAAAUGGAAGAGUUGCUUGCUCGGGAAGAGUUCGAGUUUUUGAUCGAGGAAGAAGUCGCGAAACAAACUAUAAGGACAUGGCUUGAAGGAUGCCUCAAAAAGAUACGAGCAAAUAGUAGCAAGCAACAAACUAGUCUGAUAGCUGGCCUAAGGAAAACAAAUGAACAGGCUGUCGAUAUGAGCAACGAAAAGGUUGAUAAAGAGAAAUUAGAAGCAGAAACUCAGCAAGUCGUAGCCAACAUAGGCCGUACGGAAAUGACAGAAUCUACAUCACAACCUGUUAUAUCAAAUAUAUCUUCGUCAUUUGAGUCGCAACCAAAGAGGUCUUCAACAAAAAGUCAAUUUAAAAGGCCUGGGUUACCAUCUGUUACAAUUCCAAGACCUGAGAGUCCGAUCAAAAAGUACCUCCAACCAACACUAAGUGAUCCACAUCCAACCCUUAUGAAGAAGUCUUCUAGUAAGUCGACGGUGAAGAGCAACAGCCGCGUGUCGCACAACAGCGCGCGCGACCAGCCCGCGCUGCACGACGUGCACGCCUGGUGGGCCGCGCACGUGGCCGGCCGCGCGCGCGACGAGUAGCGCACUCUACUGUACUGCACAACUAGUAGCAGGAGUACCUCUACUUAGUGGGAGAAAGCGCAGCUCAUUUCUUUUCAUAUACAUAAUUACAUCUCGAAAGUAGCUACCGUACUAUAUUAUGUCGCCAGCUCUUCCUCCCGCACCUAAUUUAAAUUCGACCUAACAGUAGUAUAUUUGAUGAAAGUCUGUAAUGUUAUCGCCAAAGACAUGUUUUAAAUUGUUAGGUGUAGAUUUGAUAAAUAUAUUUUAAAAUGUUACCCAAAUACGAUGAAUAAUUUUAUGUGUUGUUAGUAGAGUAAUAAUAAAAAAUAUUAAAAGUU